This is a messenger RNA of Labrus mixtus (cuckoo wrasse), 6452 nucleotides long. It is a transcript of the gene cemip, whose product is annotated as cell migration inducing hyaluronidase 1. The transcript is spliced from 29 exons. Bases 265 to 4308 code for a protein of 1347 amino acids. The record is from RefSeq and is a predicted model, not a curated record. Lineage: Eukaryota; Metazoa; Chordata; Actinopteri; Labriformes; Labridae.
ACUGAACGGACAGAGCUCGGCCGUGUCUCUGUGUCUCUGCUCAUAGAUAAUCAACGCUUCCCUCCAUCAAUGCACAGCUCCGAGCUCCGCGCCCCACGACCUCCGGGAUAGACGUGGACUUCAUGCUGCAGCUCGGUGCUUUUGGUGGCCUCUUGCCGUGAACUCUGCAUACGCACUCUGAAGCCCCCUCUGAAGCUCACUGGGGGGUCUCAGGCAACUUUUGAAGGCCCCAGGUGUGAAUUUGGUCAGUGACGGCUGAGAGAGAUGAAGACAUGCAUCGUGCUUCUAGUGGCUCUGCUGCCAUGCAUCCAAGCAGUGUGCCCAGAUGAGGAGCCAGGACUGCAACCAUGGAUGCCGGGACACAGUGAAGACCACCGUGUUACAAUCGGUUAUGGCAGGAAGGUCCUCCUCACAUCUUCAGCUACUGUACACUCCAUUGAGAUUCUCAAUGGAGGAAAGCUGGUGAUUGCUGACACCAACAGGCCGAUGCUGCUUCGAACAAAACACAUACUGAUUGGGAACAAAGGGGAGCUCCACAUUGGAAGCCCAGACUGUCCAUAUAAAGGCAACUUGACCAUCUCCCUCUUUGGAAGAUUGGAUGACAGUGAUCAAGAACACAGCUACUUCGGGAGGAAGUACAUUGGUGUGGGGACAGGAGGGACACUAGAGAUCCAUGGAAAAGAGAAACUCUCUUGGACUUUCCUUAAUAAGACAAUCCAUCCAGGAGAGAGCAACCAGAACAACUACAUGUUCCAGAGAAGCUGGGGGAAUAGGGGAAUCAUAAUUCACCUUAUCAGCCCCAAGACUGGAGAGGUAUUGCACAUUGACAGGUUUGACACAUACCGAACUAAGGAUGAGAGUCAUCGCCUGGCAAAGUAUAUCGAUGGUGUGGAGGUGGGGCUCAUACUGGCCAUGGUUGUCAAUGACGAGGGCUCCAAUAACUUGGAGGAGUCAGCCAAGAAGAGCCUUUCCAGGCUUGGAAGUCAACACAUCAGAAGUCUGGGAUUUAGGCAUCCCUGGACUUUUGUUGUGACAAAGGGUGAGACUUCUUGUGUUGCAGAGGAUCAUGCCAUCUAUCAGGGGACCAGGGACUCUUCAGAAGCCCGCAGCUCUUGUGCUUUCCAUUCAAGUUAUGGGGAGGACUUCAACAUCACCGCCAGCAGCCAAUGGGUACAAGAGGCAGAAUGGACAGAAUGGUUUGACAGGGAUGACGAGAGGGGAUCUGGUGACUGGGAGAAACUGUCUGACCUGCUAAAGGCCUAUCCAAACCGACUGUGUAGUGGGCCGCUGGACAUCCAGGCUGAAACCUAUGAUGGCACACCAUCCGACCGGACAGGAGAUGUGAUCUACAAGAAGCACAAGGACUACGGCUUUGUCUGCCUCAACAAAGACCAGGCUCAUGGCAUCUGUCAAAACUACAGGGUUCGCUUCCUCUGUGGAAAACUGGUUCGUCCGCAGGUCUCCAUUUCCAUCGGCAUAUCGUCCAAUAGCAGCAUUCUGGAACUCGCUGACAAACCAGAGGGCUGGGGAUCCAAUGAUCGGGUGGUGGUGGCCAGUACUGACUACUCCAUGCAUCAGACUGAAGAGUUCACCCUGUUACCUUGCUCUACCUGCACAUCCAACCAGGUCAAGGUUCAAGGUAAGGCCCAGUUUGUUCACAUUGGCCAGGAGGUGGACGGCGUGGAUAUGAGGGCGGAGGUGGGCUUACUGAGUCGUAACAUACUGAUCCGCGGUGAGAUGGAGCCCAGUUGCUAUGCCAACGAAGCCUGCAAGUUCUUCUACUUUGACACCUUUGGAGGACAUUUGAAGGUGGAGCGAGGCUUCAGGUCAGUUCAUAUUUCUGGAGUGGAGAUGCAGCAUAUGGGCCAGCAGACAAUGGGACACUAUCCAGUUCAUUUCCAUAUGAAUGGAGAUGUAGACGAUAGGGGAGGCUAUGACCCUCCAACCUCCGUCAGGGAUUUAUCCAUCCACCACACCUUUUCCCGCUGUGUAACCAUCCAUGGCUCCAAUGGACUUCUGGUAAAGGAUGUGGUGGGCUAUGACACUCUAGGCCACUGUUUCUUCACAGAAGAUGGUGCAGAGGAGAGGAACACAUUUGACCACUGUCUUGGUCUGAUGGUGCGCGCUGGGACCUUGCUGCCUUCUGAUAGAGACAGCAAAAUGUGCCGUGACAUCACUGAAGGAUCAUACCCAGGAUAUGUGCCUAACCCACGCCAGGACUGCAGCGCAACUUCAACUUUCUGGAUCGCCAACCCCAAUAACAACCUCAUCAACUGUGCUGCUGCAGGCUCAGAGGAAACAGGUUUCUGGUUCGUCUUCCACCAUGUUCCCACCGGUCCUUCAGAGGGGCUCUAUGCUCCAGGACAAACUGAACACACACCUAUGGGCCAAUUUACCAACAACAGAGCCCACUCCAACUACAGGGCCGGUAUGAUCCUGGAUAAUGGAGUUAAGACUACGCUGGCAAACGACAAGGACAAGAGACCCUUCCUGUCUUUGAUUGGAGCCAGGUAUGGCCCUCACCAGGACGCUGACCCGUUCAAACCAAGAAUUCCUGCUCUUAUCCACCACUUUGUAGCCUUUAAGAACCAGGACCAUGGAGCCUGGCUGAGAGGAGGGGACGUCUGGUUGGAUGACUGCCAAUUUGCUGAUAAUGGCAUCGGCCUCACUCUUGCAAGUGGAGGGACUUUCCCAGACGAUGACGGCGCUCAUCAGCAGGUGAUAAAUUCUUUGUUUGUUGGCGAAAGUGAAAAUCGUGGGAGGCCCCUGCCUGACAACCACAUCUGGGGCCCUGGUGGUUCUGACUUUACUGGCAGAACCCUGCCACAUGGCAUUGAUUUUCCUAUCCGGGGCAUGCAGAUCUACGACGGGCCUAUCAACAUGCAGAACUGUACUUUUAGAAAAUACACAGCACUGGACGGGCGACACACCAGUGCCUUUGGCUUCAGACUCAACAACUCCUGGCAGAGCUGCCCGAACAACAACGUCACUAAUAUCACUUUUGACCAUGUACCUAUCACAUCUCGUGUGUUUUUUGGGGAGCCGGGACCCUGGUUUAACAAGAUGGAGAUGGACGGGGACAAGACCACCAUCUUCCACGACAUCGAUGGUUCAGUCAGCGAAUAUCCCGGAGCGUUCCUGGUCAAGGAGGACAACUGGCUGCUCCGUCAUCCUGACUGCAUCCAUGUGCCUGACUGGAGGGCGGCUAUCUGCAGUGGCCGCUACGCACAGAUCUACAUUCAGAUACGUAACCCAGCAUACCUGGACAUGCUCAUUGUGAGAAACGAGUACCCUGAUCGGCCCCUCACACUGGAGGGAGCUCUCGGGAAGAGGAAACACUACCAGCAGUUCCAGCCAGUCAUUACAUUGGCAAAAGGAUACACCAUCCACUGGGACCAGGCGGCGCCUGCUGAGGUUACCAUCUGGCUCAUCAACUUCAACAAAAAUGACUGGAUCAAUGUGGGCAUCUGUUACCCACAAGGCACCAACUUCACCAUCAUCUCUGACAUCCACAACCGUCUGACCAAAAGGACCCACAAGACCGGCGUCUUCAUGAGGACAACACAGAGGGACAAGAUCAACCACUCCCACCUGGCCAGGGGAUACUACCACUGGGAGGAAGACACUGGCCUGCUGUUCCUGAAGGUGAAAGCCCAUAACGACAGGGAACAGUUUGCCUUCUGCUCUGUCAGAGGCUGUGAGAGGGUGAAGAUCACAGCUGUCAUUCCUAAAGGCAGUCCACCCAGCAACUGCAUGGCCCAGGCCUACCCCCGACACGCUGAGCUGCCUGUUGUGGAUACACCUAUGCCCACAAAGACACCCAAUGCCAUGCUGCACUCACCUGAUCACUUCCUUGAAAUCAAACUGGAGUCCUACAACACUCGCUUCUUCCACAUCAAGGAGGACUUUGCCUUUGCUGAGGUGAACGGACGGAAGUUGUACCAGCCAGAAGACGGGGUGCAGCUGACGGUCAUUGAUGGCCAUGAUGGGAAGGUGGGGGAGAGCAAAGCUUUUAGGAAUUCCAUCCUGCAGGGCAUCCCUGCACAGAUCGACAAUUACGUCAGUGGACUGAGAAAUGGUACAAUUGUCCUCCUCACAUCGAAAGGCCGUCUGGUUACCAGAGGAUCCUGGACUAGAGUUUUAGAAAGACUUGGAGCAGACAGAAGCAUCAAAUUGAAAGAUAAACUGGCUUUUGUGGGCUUCAAGGGCUCCUUCAAACCUGACUGGGUUCAUCUGGAGGUGGAUGCAGACCAUGCCAAGAUCCAUCAAGUUCUGCCUGUGCCUGUCGUCCGCAAGUUCAAACUAUGAGUGAGCAUUGAGCAUAGCAGGGAGGAGAGCCCAAAAACUAUGUAGCCCCCCCUCCCCGCCCCCCAACUAUCAACACCAUAACCACCUAAAAGCACAUGCACAUGCACAGACACACAAAGUACACAUUCAAUACACACUGCCAUCACUGCAGAUACUCUAAGCCAUGGGUCUUGGUAGGUUUUGUUAGGUUAUUCUGGUUAAAAAACAAACAAAACAACAACAGCGAUUAUCACUGCCCAUGAACAAUCUGCCUGUGUAAACACAACCUCACGUACAGGGCUUACAGCUGGAAACACCCUUCAGCUGGAAGUCAUCAGCCCUUUAACAAUCGUGGCUAACAGUGGCCAUUUGUGUGUGUGUGUGCGAAAAACUGGGCUGUCACCACAGACAUUAUUAGAGAUAGUCAUUGAUCAUGUUUGUGAGUGAACUGUUCUGUUGGGUUGUUAGAGAAGCAUUAUUACUGUGCACCAGCUCACAUGAACACCUUUACACAGACUGGCCUCACUGUCUUUGUAAACUGCAUGAAGGCAAAAUGGUGAGGGAGAACUCAGUCUCACAGAUCUGCAGUAAAUUACUCUAACUAAUCUCUGAAUGAACACAAUCAGAAUUUUGUUUUUGCAGAAAAAUGACAGCACCCUGAUUAAGUCAUAAUUCACAAUUAUAUUGCCUUGUUCAUUGGAGGACACAAAACAGUGCUUUGAAGGAGUUGUUCCCACAUCCAGCUAUCUUGUGAAGUAGGUGCUUAGGACGUCAAACUGUCACAUGAACAGGGUUUAGAGGGAAAGAAACGGUGGGAUUUUUUCUAAUAAAUUGGUGAUGCUUAGCAGGACACAAAACGAAAAAGGGUGCAAAUGAACAUGAGAUAAAAACAAACAAAACAUAAAUUAGUGACGUGCGCAGUAUUGUCUUUUUUUAGCUCCUUGUGACAUAAACGGCCAACUGCAUCAUUUGUAGUUAACUAUUUUUUCCCUCCAUAUCAGAGGGGUUAGAGGCCUGUCUGUGCACCGACUCUCUAAAUCUGUCCAUGGUCAUGAAUAAUAAUGACAGUUUUCUCUGAACAACCUGGUAAAAAGUGUUUCUUUGAGCCUUUAAGUUAAAAAACAGCAAUAUCUCUCUCGAAGCCUGGUUGAUUAUAGUUUAUAUAAAAUGAACUAAUGCUAAAUGUGGUGUAGGUGCAUCUUUCCCAUACAGGUCUCUGUGAUAUGUGACGGCAGUAAUACUUGACUUGUUUACCAUUGUGCAUUUUAUUCUCAACUAUUUAAAGAGAGAGGAGAGAAAAAUACAGAAACAUUCCUUGUUUAUCUUCUGGACUUGUGGUUGUUAACAUUUGAUAUUGUAAUGUUGCUUACAUGUCAUUGUUUUUUGUAUCGGUGUUUGUGAUCCAUCUGUAAGGGAUUUUGGGUGAACCAGCAAGAAGCCCUUAAGAAUAUAAAAUAUUGAAAAACAUAUCCACUGAAUGUGUGGAUUUUUAAAUGUGCAAUUUACCAACCAAACAAAAAGUUGAUGGAAAAAUAAUUGGUCAUGAAAGAAUUCCCUUUACCGAAAUAGCUGGUCUUUUUUCGGAAGGUGUAGCAGUAAUUCAGUGUUUUGUAUGUUUUGAAUUGUUUUUCAAAUCUAAAGUUUACUAAGAGAUAUAUUUUAUACUUAUUUAUUGUACAGACACAGUUGGUCCAAAUCAACUAGGGACUUCUCUUUAGUUGAAAUGUUAUUAUUGUCCUGUAUGUAUACUGCAUGUGCCUGUAUGUUUACUGCAUGGAGCUUAUACGAGUGCAUAUGCUCCAUUAUAAAGCAUUUGUACCAAACAUGCAUAUGACUCUUGGUAAGUUGGCUUGUUUUGACUGUACCAAAUGGAUGUGUUGUAUAUGUUGUUUGGGCUUGUAAAUGAAUAAAGCCACAUGAAACUGAUUUUUUUUUAAAGGACUAUUGUAAAGAAAUAAAUCAUUUUAAUCUUGAACAAUUUGUCUAAAUGUCACUGAGUGAAGCUUACAUCUGUUUUUUUCCCCUUCUUUAAAUAGAAAUCAUCAUACAGCCGCAUCUUCUUGGGCAUGCUUCAAGAAAAAAACACAAAACUUGACAUGAUUCUUUAUAUUCCCAGCAUUUCAAUGGAUCCAAACCAAUAAUUAUGACAUCCUGCUUACUUUCAU